AUGGCUCAUGUAGCUCCAGUCGAGAGGCCCAAAGCCAACUACGAGUGCAUCCACUGCUCCUCGCCCACACCCUCACUUUACAUCAAGUACUCCGACCCGUCGAAUACGUCGCUGGUGCAGUGCUCGACUUGCUCGAGAAUCGCCGACAUCUACCAAUCGUUCGACUUUCCGGUCCUGCUGCUCGACCUGCUACUCCUCAAACCUGAAGUGUACCGACAUCUCUUACGCAACCACGGCGGCACAAGUAGCUUGAAGCGAGUCCCGCAUCAGGCGAGGGAAAGUCUGCGGCUCGGAACGAUUGUCCUGGGUGCAGACGCUCUCGUUCGCUGUGUCGGCGCGCAGGCACACGACGAGUCGGACUCCCUGCUGCUCUACUUCCGCACUCUCGGGUACUGCCUGAUCGAAACGCUUUCGCUCCUGCUGUCUAUCGGCCUUGCAAGUCGCCUGGUAGCGCCUCAGAGCGUCAACGGGCACAACCUCGCCCUGAUUCCCCUCACAUCCUUCUACGCCUCGCUACCUACCAUCUUCUUCCUCGUCGUGUCCUCCGUCAUCUGGCGAGCCGAGUACUUGCCAGCCCCGACCAACGAUACACCGUCCUCCUUCCUGCUCGACAAGCUCGACACACUGUACGAGCAAGGGAAACGUCUUCCGACCUCAACCGGCAUUGACAGCCGACUCUCGACUAUCGCCUACCUCACGAGCUUCAGCCGGGCGAAUCUUCGCAGCGGAUUGGCGCAGGUCGGCGAGGCGAGAGGAUGGGCGAGCGAAGCGCUUCUGCGGAAAGGCAUCGGCGGGACAAGCGCGCUCGUAGCAUUUUCUGGUGCGUGGGACGACUCGCGACUGACUCACGCCGGCAGCUUACUUCACGCGCGCGCAGUCCUGCUUCGCUGCUCGAAACGCCGAGCAGCAAUGGUCCUGCUGCUCGCGUGGCUUCUUCAUCUCGUCCUACUGCAUGCAGUAGACCCGCUCUUGUUGUAA
Messenger RNA from Rhodotorula toruloides NP11, 978 nucleotides. Its product is annotated as Arv1 protein. Bases 1 to 978 code for a protein of 325 amino acids. Gene Ontology annotation, biological process: regulation of plasma membrane sterol distribution; sterol metabolic process; sphingolipid metabolic process. NCBI's taxonomy places the organism in Eukaryota, Fungi, Basidiomycota, Microbotryomycetes, Sporidiobolales, Sporidiobolaceae. Gene Ontology annotation, cellular component: Golgi apparatus; cortical endoplasmic reticulum. The record is from RefSeq and is a predicted model, not a curated record. The transcript has 5 exons.